Molecule: messenger RNA, 2111 nt
Organism: Nomia melanderi (Alkali bee)
Lineage: Eukaryota; Metazoa; Arthropoda; Insecta; Hymenoptera; Halictidae
Product: cytochrome P450 9e2-like
Molecular function (GO): heme binding; iron ion binding; monooxygenase activity
Source: RefSeq, a predicted model, not a curated record
UCUUGUACAACUUAUCUAGUGACGUCGUAGGCCGUAUGGUGGGAUGCGAUACUUGUUAUGCGAGCGAUUCACUCGGCGAUCUCAGUAGCGUUUCUGUCGUUACCAGUGGAAGGAUCGGUAGCGAUCGGCUCCACCGAUCCAACAUUGUUCCUUCGUUGUGCCACGCUAAAACCGCGGACCAUGUCUCCGGUGACGUUAGCUCUGAUCCUCGUGCUGCUCGGCCUGUUGGCCUACCGUUACCUAUGGAAGACCACGAACUUCUUCAAGGAACGGGGGAUCGAACAUCCGCCGACGGUGCCGAUUUUCGGUAACAUAGCGCCGGUCUUGUUCCGCCGCGUCUACAUGGGCUACUACCUGCGGGACUUGUACAAUCGUUACAGCCACCUCAAGUAUUUCGGUUUCUUCAACUUCAUGUCGCCGUUGAUCGUGAUCCGGGACCCGGAGCUGAUCUCGUCGAUCGCGAUGAAGAACUUCGACCACUUCACCGACCAUUUGGGUUUCGUGGACAGCGACAUAGACCCGCUGUUCGGCAAGAACCUGUUCUCGCUGCGCGGCGACCAUUGGCGCGAGAUGAGGAAGCUGCUCAGCCCGUCGUUCACCUCCGCGAAGAUGAAGAACAUGUUCAAGCUGAUCGUCGACUGCGCCGACAGCUUCUCGGGUUUCAUAGCGGAGGAAGCGAAGAACGGCCGGAUCUACGAUCUGAAGGAUUUGUUCAGGCGGUACACGAACGACGUGGUGGCGACGACCAACUUCGGGAUCGCCGUUGACUCGAUGAGGAACCCGGACAACGAGUUCUACACGUUCGGCAGGGAGACGAUCAACUUCGCGUCGACUAAAAUGAACUUGAAGUUCCUUAUAGGCAGGAACUUCCCGACGCUGUCGAAGUUGUUCAGGAUCAGGAUAUUCGACGAGAAGGCGACGCAAUUCUUCAAGAAAGUGGUCACCGAGACCGUUCGCAUGCGGAAGGAGAAGGGUAUCGUUCGGCCGGACAUGAUCCAGCUGAUGAUGGAGUCGACGGACACCCAAGGGAAUCAUUUGUCGAUCGACGACAUGACCAUCCAGGCGUUCGUCUUCUUCUUGGCCGGGUUCGACACAUCCGCGUCGCUGAUGUGUCUAGCGACCCACAUGAUCGCCACGCACGAGGAGGUCCGCGAGAAGGUUCUAGCUGAAAUCGAGGAGGUGCACAACAAAUUAGAGGGUCGUCAGCCCACGUACGAGGCGAUCAGGGACAUGCAGUACUUGGACGCGGUCCUGGACGAGACUGGCAGGAUGUACCCGGUGGUGCAGUUCUUGGAUCGCGUGUGCGUGAAGGAUUUCGAGCUACCGCCGGCGGCGCCGGGCGCUAAGCCGGUCAAGAUGAAGCCCGGGGACCAGGUGUGGUUCCUGCCUCCGGGGCUCCAUUACGACCCCAAAUAUUUCAGUGACCCGGACACCUUCAAGCCGGAGAGAUUCCUCAACGAGCACAUCCCGCAGACCGUGUACAUACCGUUCGGCGUGGGCCCGAGGAUCUGUAUCGGCAACAGGUUCGCGCUGAUGGAGACCAAAGUGAUGUUAUACUACCUGUUGAAGCGCUGCGUGAUCGAGCCCUGCGCCAAGACCACGGUACCCCUGGAGUUCAACAAGGCGCUGAUACAACCGGUACCCAAGACCGGUUUCUGGUUAAAGUUCAAAACGAGGAACGACUAUUCGACCGCCAAUGGACACGUCCCGAAUGGGACCGCUUGAACCCUGCGUAAUUUCAUUCGAAUCGGAGUUUCCCUCCCGCGUCCUAGUAAUGUUCUUUUUAAAGUUUUAGUAGACAUUUCUCAUUUUCUCUCGCCCCUGCGAGUAAUUGGAAAUAUAAAUUCCUAGGUUACUUGUGCGCAGAAUUCUUUUAAACGUUCUCGCGUAAUGAAAUGCAUACUUUCUGAAAUAUUCGACUGAAAUAGUUGAAUACUUGUGUUAUUAACCAACAGCUGGAAUAUGAAGUUUGACAGACGUCAUGGACAGUCUGCAAGAAGAACUCGGCGGAUGACUUGGAACACUUAUUACUGUACCGUGGAAGUUGAACGCAGUUUCGUGUAGUUCUAGGAUCUAGCUCAGUGUUAAUAAGAAAAAAUUAUUUAAUUUCA